Molecule: messenger RNA, 344 nt
Organism: Pangasianodon hypophthalmus (striped catfish)
Lineage: Eukaryota; Metazoa; Chordata; Actinopteri; Siluriformes; Pangasiidae
Product: cytochrome c oxidase subunit 8B, mitochondrial
Exons: 2
Biological process (GO): mitochondrial electron transport, cytochrome c to oxygen
Cellular component (GO): mitochondrion
Source: RefSeq, a predicted model, not a curated record
GUUUCUCUUCCUUCAAAUCUCCCCAGCUGAAGCCUUAGCGUUAGCAUUAGCACUCGACCUGCUUUAGACGCUGCAACAUGUCCGCUCUGCUUAGAGGACUCGCCCGAAUCCGCUCAGCUCCGGCUCUGCGGGGGACAGCAAUCACCCAGCGGGCUAAUAUUACAACAAAACCCGCAAAGGAUGUUCUGGGACCAGCUGAGACAACAAUUGGUCUUGCGAUGUUUUCGCUGGCCAUCCUGGUUCCAUCCGGUUGGGUCCUGGCUAACCUUGAGAGCUAUAAAAAGAAGGAGGCCUAAAAAAGUCUGCUACGAUCAUUUCCUUCAAACCCGUAUCGGGACCACUGA